UAUAACUUUAUUUUGGUGUAAUACAUAACGAUACAUAUAAUUCAGUGUGAAACUUGGGUGUCCAUAUUUUCAGCUAAUUUCCUAUAAUUGGGGAUAUAUUUAGAGUUCCCGGUCCUUGAACAAUUAUCUAAAUGUGAGUCAUUAAGCUUUGUUCGGUAUUGAAAGAAAAUAAUUAUUAUUAUAGUGUAUUGUAGUUGUCUUAGCGCUGGUGGACAAUUAUUUGUGUAUUUAUUAUUAUAUAAUUACAAUGUACACUAACAAUUAAGCUACCUACUAUAGUUGUAGUGCCUCUUGUUUCUCUUCCACAAUUGUUCGUGUUAUCGGCUGGUAGAAGCUGCACCGCAUCAAUAUCUAAGCCACAGAGUAAACUAAUUUGAUAGCUACGUAGAGACAUUCGUCAUUAAAUAUUUUCUAAUUAAACGAAUUUAUGAAAAAUGUAUUAGAAGAAUGAAAGCUAUACUAAACAGUUCUGCACUAACUAAAUGGUUGGCGCGUAUAUUGCGUGCGCCCGACAAAGUGUGAAUCGAUUAGCGCAUUUGUGUGAACAAUUAAGUAAAUAAAACCAAUAGUAAAAAAAAUGCCAUAAAAAUUACCUACUUAAUGUACUGUACACAUGACCACGUCAAACCAGGCUAUAAAAGUAGCACUACCUGCUACUUCGUGUUAUGGUUUACCCACUGAAGUAUAUGGGCUCUAUUAAUAAACAUGAUAACAGAUCAUCAUAUUACUAUAAGAGUAUAUAUUUUACACGUUUAACAUGAAAUUAAAUGCUCAUCUCGACAUUAGUGAAAAAAAUCUUCACAGUAGUCUGGGUUGACAGCAGUGGAAGUGCCACAAUAGAUCUAAUCUGUUUCAGGUAAUAUAUUAUUAUUGUUUAAAUUUUACUAAGUAGGUACCAUAAUAAGAUAAAAGCAUAUUAUUGUUAAUACAUAUAAAUAGAAAUUUUUAUUUCUUAACUUUAUUAACUUCUGACAAAAUAUUUUAUAUUUACUUCAAUUUAUGACUUCAUAUAUUGCAUUCGUGGUGCAGGUGAUAGCAACGGCGGAUCCAGGGGGGGUCAUGGGGGUCAUGACCCCCCCCCAGAGCUAGUUCCAGGACUUGAACUAACUUGGACUAAUUGAAGAACAUCAUGAUUUAUUUAUUAUCUAUUGUUAUCAAAAUUAAAUUAUAAGUUCUUAACUUGCCCACGAUUAUGUGACACCCUCCUGGCGCCAAAGCUGGAUCCGCCCUUGUAUAUUAGGUGUAUUAUUUAUGGGCCGCAACAUAGUUUGUGAUUUACUUCUACGCGAAAUAACUGAAAAAUAGAUUCUUUAUGUACCUACAUAGUUAAUUAUCUGUGUCUAGUUAGGUAGAAUGAUGGUUGGGGACUUUUUUGCGGGAACGCCAGGAGUGGUGUUGUGUGAUUUCUUUUAUUUUGUCUAAUUAGUGUUUCUUCAGGUUUAAAUGUGUAAUAACGGUGGUUUAUUAACUAUUUAGUAUCUGUGAAAGUGCACAAAUGUAGGAAAAUGAAACAAAGCCGCUGAACGUAACUUCUCGGGAUCUUCCAAAAAGUCUCAGUAAAUACUACUAUACUUCAUCCCAUAUCAUCUCAUCUCAUUUCAUUUAAUUCGUUUUCAUUUCAUUUUAUGCCAUAUUUCAUAAUAAUCAACUUCAUUUCAUUUCAUAAUAUCAUUUUUCAUAUAAAAAAGUUCUCAUUUAAAUUAAAUUAAGACUUGACCUAAAGGUCUUAGUUACCAGGUCAUAAAAUCCCUUAAAAAAAUGAUAGUUGACAACUGGCUGUUGUCAGUUGAUUUGAGUUGAUUUGACAGUGAAACACAUUUGACGUUUAUCAAUUCAUCUCUGGAUUUUGGAAGUGGUUCGGUUUUACCGCUGAUAUUUAAUUUUACGUUAAACAGGCUUGAUAACGAAACGCGAUGACGUGUGAAUGGCCGUAAGUGAAAGUAAAUUUUAGUGGUAGGAGCAAUACGCGUAGGCCUUCAAUAUUAGUUCUGUAUUUGUGUAGUUGCAGUCUGUCGCGCUCAGUGGUCACGUUCACUCGGAUCCCUCAGUUUUAUUUACGAUGUGUGGAAUAUUUGCGUACAUUAACCAUUUAACACCUAAGACCCGGCGUGAAAUUUUAGAACUACUUGUCAAUGGACUUAAACGUUUAGAAUACCGCGGUUAUGAUUCAGCCGGUGUAGCUGUGGAUUCCGCGGAUCAGAAAGACAUAGCUGUUGUUAAGCGAAGCGGUAAGGUAGCCGCAUUAGAAGAAUUGCUGCAGGAACGUAGUAUUGAACUAUCAGUUGAAGAAUGUGUGGACUCUCAUUGUGGAAUAGCUCACACUCGUUGGGCAACUCAUGGGGAACCAAGUGCUGUUAAUUCUCAUCCACAACGGUCUGGCGAGGACAAUGCUUUUGUUGUUAUUCAUAACGGUAUCAUUACAAACUACAAGGAAGUCAAGACUUUUCUUGAGAACAAAGGCUACAUAUUUGAAUCACAAACAGAUACUGAAGCAAUUGCUAAGCUGAUUCAUCAUAUUUAUAAUCAGCACAAAGAAAGCAGCUUCCAAGAAUUAGUUGAACAGGUAAUUCAACAACUUGAAGGAGCUUUUGCUUUAUGUUUUAAGUCACGCUACUUUCCUAAUGAGUGUGUUGCGACCCGCCGUGGAAGUCCCUUGCUUGUUGGAAUUAAGACACCUCGUAGGUUGUCCAGUAACCAUGUUCCAAUUAUGUACACCAACAAUAAAGCUACUAGAGGUGUAGUGCCUCCUGUUCCUAGAGUCAAUAGUCAUGCUCACUUUGAGCCAGAGGAAGAAAGAGAUGUUGAAUAUUUCUUUGCUUCUGAUGCAUCUGCUGUUAUUGAACAUACAAAUAGAGUACUUUACUUUGAAGAUGAUGAUGUCGCUCAUAUCAAGGAUGGUGUCCUUAGUAUUCACCGAAUGUCCGGUAGCAGCAAUGAUCCCCAUGAAAGAGAAAUUUUUACUUUGAAGUUGGAACUUCAACAGAUUAUGAAGGGAAAUUAUGAAUAUUUCAUGCAAAAAGAAAUAUUUGAACAGCCAGAGUCCAUUGUAAAUACAAUGAGGGGCAGAUUAAACUUUGCAAAUGGUACUGUUACUUUAGGAGGUAUUAAAGAUUAUAUUCCUGAAAUUAAGCGCUGUCGAAGACUUAUGUUAAUAGGAUGUGGUACAAGUUACCACAGUGCUGUAGCUACCCGACAGCUUUUGGAAGAAUUAACGGAGCUACCAGUUAUGGUGGAGUUAGCUUCUGAUUUUCUAGAUAGAAACACCCCUGUUUUCAGAGAUGAUGUAUGUUUCUUUAUCUCUCAGUCUGGUGAAACUGCAGACACACUUAUGGCUCUCCGAUACUGUAAACGCCAUGGUGCCCUUAUUGUUGGAAUAACAAAUACUGUUGGAAGUUCAAUAUGCCGUGAAUCACAUUGUGGUGUUCAUAUCAAUGCUGGUCCUGAGAUUGGUGUUGCUUCUACUAAGGCAUACACUUCUCAGUUUGUUUCAUUGGUCAUGUUUGCUUUAGUGAUCAGUGAAGAUAGAAUUUCACUACAAAAAAGACGUGCUGACAUUAUAGAAGGUUUACAUGAGUUGGAUUCAAAAAUUCGCCAGGUUCUUGCCUUAGAUGAAGAAGUCAAAGCUUUGGCACAAGAUCUUUACCGACAAAGAUCACUCUUAAUAAUGGGCCGAGGUUACAACUUUGCUACAUGCCUAGAAGGUGCACUCAAAGUUAAAGAACUAACCUACAUGCACAGCGAAGGAAUUAUGGCAGGUGAAUUGAAACAUGGGCCUCUAGCACUCAUAGAUGAUUCAAUGCCUGUUAUGAUGAUAGUGAUGCGUGACCCAGUUUACAUAAAAUGCAUGAAUGCUCUACAACAAGUAACAGCACGUCAAGGUCGUCCAAUAGUAGUCUGUGAGGAGGGUGACACAGAAACAAUGGCACUCGCAUCACAAAGUCUCCAAGUGCCUAAAACAGUUGAUUGUUUACAAGGUGUCCUAACAGUUAUUCCUAUGCAGCUUCUGGCCUACCACAUUGCUGUUUUGCGUGAUUGCAAUGUUGACUGCCCGCGCAAUCUCGCAAAAUCCGUUACAGUGGAAUAAGGUUAUUAUAUCUUUGUAGAUAAACUUAUACUCAGUGGUGUACAUUGAGAAAGGCCUAUGUCCAGCAGUGGAUAACUGUGGACUGAUGAUAAUCAAAGUUAUACUCAUUAGUAUAAACUUAAAAUUUGAAAAUACCAAACUUUCAAUGAUAAUUUGUAUGAAAAGGUACAUGGUUUGUACACACAUGUUUUCAAUAUUGAGUUAAAUAUUCAAAAUUCAAACAAUUCAGUCUUAGUUUAUUAAUUUUCAUUCAGAAAUGCAAUAAGCAGAACUGUUAACUUUUGAUUAAACGUUUUAGUACCUUUCCUAUUACUUUUAACUUUAGGGAACCAUUUAGUGUAUUUUCAGGAAUGAGUCCCAAACUACAUUUAUUUCUUAACCUUUAAAGAAACAUUCCUAAUGAUAAUUUUUAUACUUCUUCUUUAACAUUCCGUGAAUUGUGAAUUCAACGCAAAUUUGUUGCUAUCAAGGCCAUAUUCCCUUUAUUUUUGUGAUGUUAUGCGGCCCCGCCCAUUCACUUAGUGUUCAAACAUAAAUAAAGAAUGAAACAAAUAUUAGAGUAAUUUCAAAAACGGGAAUUAAUUUAGCAAUUUUAUUUGGUGCAGUCUAUAUUUUUCUUAAAUUUUACUGUUAACCUUAUAAUGACAAAGUACUAAGUUAAAUCAUAUAUUAACAAUAAAAUGUUCUUCAAAUACCUAUUAAUUAUUUAAGUAAUCGAAUAAAUAUAUUAGUAACAACCUUAAGAAAUCAGAAUUAAUAGGGCCUAGUUCAUUAGUACUUUCUGUUAUCGUUGAUACCUACGUCGAUAUCGUAAUUGAACACAAAUUAAAAAAAUAACCUUGUUUAAAAUCACCGACCGAUCUGAUAAGUAAUUUGCGGAAAACGUUUAUCUAUAUCAGCUUGUUUAUGGCAAUAACUUAAAAAUGAAAUCUUCGCAGAAAUCACUUUUAUUAAUGUAAUCUAAAAGCAGAUUAGUUACAUGAAAAAAAAAUUACCUGACAUCACAGUAUGUAAAGAGAUUCGAUAAAUAUAACUGAUUGAAAUUUGAAAGAUUAUAUAUUUUUAGAUUUUUAUAAAAAAUUGAAGUGUUUGUUGUGUAAAUAAUUAUUGUGGAAUUUUAUUACUUAAUACUUAAAAUUAAUGCUCUUUAAUAUGAAUAUUAAUUCGUAUGCUCAGUAUGUAAAUUCAAGCGGCAGAACAUUAAAUAUAACUUAAUUUCAAAGUAGUAUAACUGCAUAUUGCGUUAUCACAUUGGGCAACGACAGGCUGGGUCAUUAAAGAAAUUUUUAUUCAAGUCUAAUAUCGUGAUGUCUGUUUAAAAUCUGAAUAAUUUUGUACAUAGCGCCGCCAAUUAUUUUGAAUAAUCAAGUUCAUGCGUUAAGGUAGUAAUUUUUGUGUAAAUGUGUAAUAGAAAAACCAAAGAGUCAUGAAUUCAUGAUUCACAAAACAAUAAAAUGUCACAUAUGAGUCGUCUAUUAUCAAAGGUGGCAAUCUGUGCAUUUGGACAAAAAAAUGUUAUUGAUAUGUCAAUACAGAUUGAUUUGAAUAUAAUCGUCUCCUUCAAAGAAUACGGUUCAAAACCUGCAUUAAAUAAAGGUUAAUACUUAACCUGUUAUUUAUCUAAGAUGUCGUUCAGAAGAGUUUUGUGACUGCCAAUGGAAUACAAAGUCAAUAAUUCGUUUUUCUGAUUUACCAAUAAUUGUCCAAAAGUCACAUUGCCGGCUUUGAUAAUAGUCGACUCAUAUAUAGAAUAUUGAAUAAUCUUAGCUGUAAAAUUUCAUCAUGGAGUAAAUAAAAUUUAAACUUUUACCGAGCGAUCAGCCAUUGAAGUGUCCAGUGCAGCUUAUUGUUAGGUUAAAGAUAAGGGCUAAAUUUAAUUAGCAAAACGAUUUAGAUUUUAGCGUUGGAUCUUAGUGUUACCGAUUAUCGUUGUUACAGGCUGUUGAGAAAAAAAUUACAAAUUUUAUUUUUAAAUUUCGAAAUCUCGCAAUUUUCUUUUAACGUAAAUGUAACGUACCUAUCUUAAGUUUGGGUUUAAUCAAAGUUUUAUUAUUGGUUUUAAGGAAUCUUGUGAACCGGCGUGGGCAGGUAUCACCCUGCCUAUUUCUGCCCUGAAGCAGAGUAAUGCGUAUCGAUUUGAAGGGUGGGGCAGCCUUUGUACUGUAAAAAAUUCGAACUCAUGUCUCAAGGUGGGUGGCGGUAUUUACGUCGCUGAUGUCUAUGGGCUCGGGGAUCACAUAACACCAGGUGGGUCGUAAAAGCAUCCACCCAUCUAAACUUAAAAAACCAAGACCAUAUUUUUUAUAAGUUUUUUUUUUUUUUAAAUAACCUAUUAAAGUUUGUGAACAGCUAAUUAAAUCCUAUGUCAAAAUAUUGAUUAAAUUGUUGGAUCUUUCCUCAACCCUAUUGUUAUUAUACAUACUGUUUUUGCGAAUUUUAUUUCGUGCUUUGCACAAAUAUAAGUUUUUACAUUUCAAUGCUGUGCUUUUUUAAUAAUUUGUACUUUAAUUUGCACAAGUCGUAUAAAUAUAAGUUUUUACAUUUCAAUGCUGUGCUUUUUUAAUAAUUUGUACUUUAAUUUUAAGAACUACAUAUAUGAUUUAAGAGAUUUAAACAUUGAUAUACCUACUUAAAAAUCCAAGACGAUUGGAUUGUUAAUAUAAUGAGCCAAUAUUCUAAAUCUAAGCUAGCUUGAGCUAAUCACUAGUCAAAAUUUUUGUUUGUGAAGAUUAGGUUGGGACCUAUAAAUCUGUCUGCAAAUUUGAGUACCAAAACUAAAAAAUGCUUCAACAAUAUCCACUAUUCCAGAAUUUGCGUUAAUAUCAAUAUCCACUAUUCCAGAAUUUGCGUUCAAAUAAGUUUAUUUUAUAACGUACGUAUUCCUUACGGAAACAUGUUUACAAGAUACACGGUGAACACAUAUUAUUAUGACUAAAUUUGCAAGCAGACUAAAAUGGUGCAAUAUAUCACAAGUUGGUGAAAAAAAAAGAACCUGUCGAAAUAAAAAAAAAUUGGAAAAGAUUGUGAUAAUUCAGACACUAAAUCAUUUGUUGGAAUACUCUACGCAGUACAUUAAAAUAUGUUAAAGAUGUUAUAUGCAUAUGUUAAUGAAUAUGUUACAAUAUAUUAGAUGACGCAAUUUAAAAGGAUCUGUAAAACAGAAGUGUUGCAUUAGACCUUAAUAUUAUAUGUUAUUUUUUCAUAUUCUAUACAUUUUAAAAUAUAAUACAAAGCUUCUAUUAAAA
Messenger RNA from Bombyx mori (domestic silkworm), 7329 nucleotides. RefSeq names its product glutamine--fructose-6-phosphate aminotransferase [isomerizing] 1. The record is from RefSeq and is a predicted model, not a curated record. Bases 2060 to 4084 code for a protein of 674 amino acids. Gene Ontology annotation, molecular function: L-glutamine:D-fructose-6-phosphate transaminase (isomerizing) activity; carbohydrate derivative binding. The transcript has a single exon. Gene Ontology annotation, biological process: fructose 6-phosphate metabolic process; protein N-linked glycosylation; UDP-N-acetylglucosamine metabolic process. Lineage: Eukaryota; Metazoa; Arthropoda; Insecta; Lepidoptera; Bombycidae.